UUAGCGGUGCAUCAGUACAAAUUGAAUAUUUGAAAAAAAAUUUUUUCAAAAUUUAAUUCUAUCGAAGUUGCAAGUAUGAGGUCAUCUGAAUUUUAACGUAUCAUAAUGAUAGUGUAAAUGAGCCAAUGGUCGGGAUCUUCAGGACUUUAAACAACAAAAAUUGGUUUACGUCCAAGGAAACAAUAAAUUGUGAGUUAUAAAGUUCAAAAGAUGAUAGUGUGAUUAGAUACCACAUACCUGGCCCUUGGAAUCAUCUGCGUUUAGAUGAUUCUACACCAUCGGUUUCAUGUAGUUGAUAGGUUACCCCACGAGCCCUACGCAACCGACGCUCACGAGCAGCCGAAAACGUGAACGUGAAACGUUGAGGCUUCGCUGUCAUUUUCCCCAGUUUUUUAUUAAAAAAUCCAAAAAUGGCGAAUCCAGCGCAUACAGACAUGGUUGAAGAGGACGCGGCCGACCUGCAGUUCCCAAAAGACUGUUCAAAUCCUUUGACCCUCGACCCCAUGUCAGUCACAAAAGAGGAAAUCUUCACUUCAGACCCGACUUGUUUCACCUGCAAAAUCGCCCUCUCCGAGCCCUACAUAAAGUGCGCAAUAUGCCAAAGCACAAACCUCUGCCCCAAGUGUUUCUCCCGGGGGAAAGAGCGCCCACCCCACAGAAACGACCAUGACUACAUAGUGGUCCGUAACGAGUUUCCCCUGAUCGAGUUCACCACGUGGACAGCAAAGGAGGAAUCAGACUUGCUGGAGGUCCUCCAGGACUGUGGCUUCGGCAACUGGGUGGACGUAUCGAAGAGGAUGCAGGGGCGAUCCCCAGAGGAUUGCAAGUCCCACUACCUGGCCAACUACAUCGACAAUCAGAGCCUGCCAGGCUUGCCAAUAAUGAGGGAGCAUCCGUCGGUGAUGUUCUCCAACGAGACCAUUCCCUACGCCUUUAAGCUGCAGGACCUCGAUGAGCCCUCGAGGUUCGCCCCAGGCACCUCCAACAGUCGUCUCUUGGCCGGUUACAACUCAGCGCGAUCGGACUUUGACGUUAAUUUUGAUAAUCACGCUGAGCUGCUGGUGUCAGAACUGAGGUACAACGAAUUCAGUCCAGAUGACGAUGAUUACAGACUUGGGACAAGCCUCCAAGCGGCGAUUGCCGAGUGCUACAAUCACCGAUUGAAAGAGAGAUCGAGGAGACAGAUGAUUGUACGGGAGCACGGACUUAUCGCAUUCAGGAGGACAAUGGCUUGGAUCCAGAGGUACGAUCACACGAUCACCAGGACAACAGCGGAAAGGCUGCUGGUGUUCAUGCAGCUGGCAGGCGGAAUGGACUUUGAUUACGUUCUGGAGGGCCUUCAUCGUGCUGGUGAACUGAAGAAUUCUCUCAGGAGACUCAAGGACUAUAGGAUCAAUGGGAUUAAGAAAUUCCACAGCAUUCCCCUGUUCAAAAAGCUGCGGGCGCUGAAGGGGGAGAACGAGAAAGAAAGGAAGAUUUACAUGGGGAGUGUCGAGUACAGCUGGAAGAACUGUAUUCCUGAGAAGCUGAUGAUCAGGGAGGCCCCUGUGAUUAUUGCCAGCUCGACCAGAAGGCAGCCUCCACCGUUGGAUAUCAGGGGACUUCCUGCUGAAGAGAAGCUCACCCCUGAGGAGAGGGAACUAUGCAUUCAUGCCAGAAUACCACCGGAACAGUACCUCGAUCAUAAGAGAUUGUUGAUCAAUGAGAAUAAGAAGAUGGGGUCUUUGAAACUUGCACAAGCGCGGUCUUUACUCAAGAUCGAUGUCAAUAGGACCAAGAAAUUGUAUGUUUUUUUGCAAGAGCAUGGGUGGAUUCAGAGUAAGAGCUCUUGAGAAAAGGUUUGAUGCUUUGGGAGAUUUUGCAAUGUAUAAAAUCCCGUCAUACCCAAAAUGGAGAUGGUGGAUUGGAGGGUUUAUGAGUGAAUCGAAUAGUUGGCUUAUUAUUUUGACUGGUGGAUGCUGAUUUAUUCUCCGUAGAAUUUGAAAAUGCUGAGACUCUACUUAUAUCAGAGGUUCA
Molecule: messenger RNA, 2016 nt
Organism: Diachasmimorpha longicaudata
Lineage: Eukaryota; Metazoa; Arthropoda; Insecta; Hymenoptera; Braconidae
Gene: Ada2a
Product: DNA-directed RNA polymerase II subunit Rpb4-like
Exons: 2
Coding region: 411-1832 (473 amino acids)
Biological process (GO): chromatin remodeling; regulation of transcription by RNA polymerase II; transcription initiation at RNA polymerase II promoter
Cellular component (GO): RNA polymerase II, core complex; SAGA-type complex; nucleus
Molecular function (GO): chromatin binding; translation initiation factor binding; nucleotide binding
Source: RefSeq, a predicted model, not a curated record